AGCAGCCGCCCGCGCGAGCGGCAGCAGGGAAGGGAAGCGGAGAACGCGGGCAGUUAUUUGUUCUUUCAGCUACUGCCUUCAGCAAGUUCGAGCUUUUUAUACAUUUCCAUUUCAACGAAUGAUGGCUGAAGCUCCUAAUAUGGCAGUGAUGGAUGAACAGCAAAUGCCUGCAGAAGUUCCAGCCGCAGCUCCUGCUCAGGAACCUGUACAAGAGACUCCAAAAGGAAGGAAAAGAAAACCCAGAACAACAGAACCAAAAAAACCAGUGGAACCCAAAAAGCCUGCUGAGGCCAAAAAAUCUGGCAAGUCCGCAAAAUCAAAAGAAAAGCAAGAAAAAAUUACAGACACGUUUAAAGUGAAAAGAAAAGUAGACCGUUUUAAUGGUAUUUCAGAAGCUGAACUUUUGACCAAGACUCUCCCGGACAUUUUGACAUUCAAUCUGGACAUUGUGAUUAUUGGCAUAAACCCAGGACUAAUGGCUGCUUACAAAGGGCAUCAUUACCCUGGACCUGGAAACCAUUUUUGGAAGUGUCUGUUUAUGUCAGGGCUGAGUGAGGUCCAGCUGAACCAUAUGGAUGAUCACACUUUACCAGGGAAGUAUGGUAUUGGAUUUACCAAUAUGGUGGAAAGGACAACACCGGGCAGCAAGGAUCUUUCCAGUAAAGAAUUUCGUGAAGGAGGACGUAUUCUAGUGGAGAAAUUACAGAAAUAUCAGCCACGAAUAGCAGUGUUUAAUGGAAAAUGUAUUUAUGAAAUUUUUAGUAAAGAAGUUUUUGGAGUAAAGGUUAAGAACUUAGAAUUUGGACUUCAACCCCAUAAGAUCCCAGACACAGAAACUCUCUGCUAUGUUAUGCCAUCAUCCAGUGCAAGAUGUGCCCAGUUUCCUCGAGCCCAGGACAAAGUUCAUUACUACAUUAAGCUGAAAGACUUAAGAGAUCAGUUGAAAGGCAUUGAACGAAACACAGAUGUUCAAGAGGUGCAAUAUACAUUUGACCUACAGAUGGCCCAAGAGGAUGCAAAGAAGAUGGCUGUUAAGGAAGAAAAAUAUGAUCCGGGUUAUGAAGCAGCGUAUGGUGGUGCUUAUAAUGAAAAUCCGUGCAAUAGUGAACCUUGCAGCUUUUCUUCAAAUGGGCUGACUGACAAUGGAGAAUCAACUUUCAAUGACAUUCCAAAUGGGCAAUGGAUGACCCAGUCAUUUACAGACCAGAUUCCUUCCUUUAAUAAUCACUGUGGGACACAGGAACAGGAAGAAGGAAACCGUGCCUAAGAAGGGUGUUUCUCAGCUCUGCUUAAAUCCUGCAGUUUUAAUGCAGCUCUCAAGAAGUGGCCCUCAGUGUGCUAACUGAAGUGUUUUAUUAGUAUUUUACUCUGGUGAUGUAAUCAUGGUACAGUUGUGUGGUGGAAUCAACUGUACAAACCUAAGUCAUUUGGAAGGAAAAACUAGGGUUUUUUGGUAUAUGAGUUUUUGUAGUUGAAUUAACCAUCAUUCCAGCUUUUUAUAAACUAUAUUUCAUUUAUGAAGAAAUUGAUUUUCUUUUGGGUGUCACUUUUAAUCUGUAAUUUUAAAAUGCAAGAGUCUGAAUAUUUAUACUUGAUUAUUAACUGCGCAUAAACCUAGAUAACACCAUUAUCCCUUUUAUGCCUAAGAAGGGCAUGUUAAUAAUAAGAAUUACCACUGGUAAAGAGGCAAAUGUGUUGAUUUUCGUACACAAGGUUAACCCUCAGUGGAGUCUCAUUUGGUAGUUGUUAGCGGGGUUUGAUGGGCUCCCCCAGUGGUAUUCACACGCAGACCUCUUUGCUUUACCAGUGGAGAGCGUUUCUGCGAGUUCUUAGUAGCAGAAGCGUAGAACGUGGUCCUGCAGUAGCAAGGCUAACCCGGCCUCACCCAACAGGGCACGGGGCCCUGGCUUUGGCCUUGCACCCCUGUGUGUUAAUCCUCUCGUAGGCAGAAACUAUUCUGCUAGGACAGUAAGUUCCAGAAAAUGCAGUAGACCUUUUAAAUUUUGUUACUUCAUCUGUGUUUUACUUGAGAGACAUGUAUUUGAUAGAGAAGGAACUGCGUUUCUCUCUCAAUAUCUAGCACCAUUCUAAUUUUAUCCCCCUUGGCUUUAUGUCAUGGAAAGUGAUGAGAAAUGAACUUUCAGGCUGAGGCAACUAGGUGCUGGAAGUGUUUGAUAAUCUUAUUUAAACUGGUGCUUUAUGUACAUGAGAUGUACUAAAAUACAUAAUGCAGAAUUUUUCUUACCAGGUAAAUCUAAUAAGCCAGUAAUUUAAAAUAUUCUUUCUCUGCAUCAUUGCUGUUUGUUACUGUGGACUAAGUGAACCUCAUGGCAAGGUUAGUUAGAAGUAUGUACCUUAGUGAUUUUCUAAUGCAUUUUCCAUGGUGCUACAAAGAGUCCAGACUACUAGGCCUGGUGGAUAUUAUUCGGAAAUGCCCUUUGCAUUUACUCCUGAUCACUUCUGAAUAUUCUGAUUUCAUAUAUACCCAGGGAGCAUGCUGGUUUUCAAUAUGAAAAUAUUUAUGAGGUUUUUUUUUUUUCUAAGAGGUUGUAUGGCUUGUUCUUCUCUUUAUAAUAAGAGAAACAAAUGCUUGUUGUGAAUCUUAACAUGCUUUUUAGCUGUGGCUAUGAUGGAUUUUAUUUUUCCUUUAGUCUAGGUCAAACUGUGUAAGCCAUUCAUGUUAUUUAAAUCAUGUACUGUACUGCUGUUUACAUGGAUGUUUUGUGCCGGUGCUUUGAAGUGCCUUGCAUCAGGGAUUAGGAGCAAUCGAAUUAUUUUUUUCAUGGGACUAUGUAAAGCAUGUAACUAGGUAUUGUUUUGGUAUAUAACAAUUGUAGCCUUAAAAUAGAUUUUUUUUUGAGUGGAGAAUAUACUCUUUAAAUUAUGAUGGACGCUCACUGAAAAAUGGGUUUGAGGAUUUUCCGAGCAUACAAUAUUGGUGUUUUUCAUUACAUAUAACAGAUGAGUAGUAAAUGUUGAUAUAUCCUCUACAUGACAAUAUGAGACUUUUUCAUCAAAUAAUAUUGAAAAAGUUUUUAAAUUCUUUUGAAAGUCUGAUGGUUUUUACAAUAAAAAAUAUUAAGAAUGAUUAUCCUUAAGUUGCAGGUUUUCCUGUAGCAAGA
Molecule: messenger RNA, 3122 nt
Organism: Diceros bicornis minor
Lineage: Eukaryota; Metazoa; Chordata; Mammalia; Perissodactyla; Rhinocerotidae
Gene: TDG
Product: thymine DNA glycosylase
Exons: 10
Coding region: 119-1267 (382 amino acids)
Biological process (GO): base-excision repair, AP site formation
Cellular component (GO): nucleus
Molecular function (GO): mismatch base pair DNA N-glycosylase activity
Source: RefSeq, a predicted model, not a curated record